Molecule: messenger RNA, 444 nt
Organism: Fusarium fujikuroi IMI 58289
Lineage: Eukaryota; Fungi; Ascomycota; Sordariomycetes; Hypocreales; Nectriaceae
Exons: 1
Coding region: 1-444 (147 amino acids)
Source: RefSeq, a predicted model, not a curated record
AUGGACCUCCGCGCUAUUCGCGCCGAAUACAAGGACUUGACAGUCUCAGAACUGGAAGAAAAGCUCAAACCUGCACUGGACUCCGUCAUAUCACAGGAAUAUCCCAAGCAACCCACUGAAAACUACCCGGCUCUCGUAGUUCUAGAAAUGGCUCAGAAUCUAGUACCGGAGCUUUGUCGUGCCUUUGACACCUAUCAGGAGAAGGUUGGCAGCAAGCGUUUGCUGGAAGACGUCCCGUGGCAAGCCAAGUUCACAUUUAUCGAGGACUUUCUGAGACUUGAUUGUUAUUGCAAUAUAUUUUACUACCGAACCGAAUUCCUUUUCAGCACUUUGAAUCAUGCAAAGAAACGGUUUAAAAGACCAUUUCUUUAUCACCCUGGGGCUCCAGUUGAGAAAUAUCCCUGGACCUUCAUGUGUGCUAUGCUCAAAAGAUAUCGAGGUUGA